GAAAGGAAUACUUUUUACAUACUUUUCUCCCUUAGACACUGCCAACUAUAAUACACUUUGAAAUAACCUCUUUUUCUCUUUGCCUACUUUUGUGUUGGCAACUCCACUCCACUCUUGAAUGUUUUCUGCUUUAAUUUCAACAUGGAAUGUUUCUUUUGUCGCCUAUGGGUCCUAUUAAAUAUUGAGUAAUCUGGCUAGUCUCGUUGAUUGAAUAUACCUGCUGUAAACCAGAAAAUUUUUCAUUGGUUUGAACUCUACAUGGACAAUGAAACUAGUGAUGUAAUAUUCUACUGGAUGCAAAUCAGAACACCACAAAAUACAGGAAUGUGAAACUAGAGCCUCCACUGAAACAGAGACGUAUAACGGAUUCAACUCUAUAACCCUGUGACAUGGGGAAAUGGAAUCAUUUGGGAUGCUUCCCCAUGAUAUGGAAUCGGUGAAAAACUCCUUCAAUUCACCAAUCCAUGACUCACUCGCGGAAACAGGUUCAUUAGAGAGUUCUGCCGAUCUAUAUAUGGACAAAAGUGUUACAGCAUGUGAACCAGAACUUGCAAUGUGUCACAAAGAGACUAGUUACAACAUUAUUAAGGAUAUAUGUGUGGAUGAAGGAGUCCAUACCAACGAUAAGAUUAUUUUUUGGAGAAAAGUAGACGAAAACAUCCACACAACUUAUUCUUCUCGGAGUUAUGGAAGUAAAGAAACAGUGAAAGACAAUGCUGGGAAAAAAUUAUUAAAUCCAUCAGUAACAGAUGAAUCUGAACAAUCCAAGGAUUUGAUGCAGCUCAAUGAAGGUGCAACUAGAAAACUUUCUGAUAACUUGUAUAAGGAGAUUGAUGUGCCUGAAGAUAACGUUUUGUUACAAGAUUUAGACAGAGAGAAAUCCAGGACAUCAACUGUUGAGGGUGAUGAAAUCAAACACGACCAUGCAAAGGUUGAUAAUGACCCUGAGUUUCACUCCCAACCUGACAAGUCCAAAACUGUGAUUGAGAAUGAUGCAGUGUUUUCUAGUCCAGCUUUGGAAUCAAAAACUAAAAUCCUUGGCAGUAGUAGUUCACUGCAGCAGACUGCAAACAUGGAGCAUAAGUUAGAUCAUUCGGGUCAUGGAAGUAGUCAAGUUAGUGACUGUAAUCGUGGUCAAAUUCAAGAUGCAGAUGUGAACUCUGACGAGCAGGGUGUAAAAGAUCAAGUUUUUCCAAGAUUAGACGAGUCAAGUUCUUCCUCUGUUGGGUACUUAGGACCUCUACCUUAUUGUGGUAGCAUCUCUCUUCGAUCAGAUAGCAGCACAGCUAGCUCACGGUCCUUUGCCUUUCCCAUAUUACAAUCAGAAUGGAAUAGCAGUCCAGCAAGGUUGACAAAAUCUGGUAGUAGGCGUCGCAGUAAACAGCAGGGUUGGAAGCACCGCCUUUUCUGCUGUAAAUUCUGAAAGUUUAUUAUUCCCUAUAGCCUUAUAAUAAUAGUUCAAAUAUCAGUGAAUUUUUCUUAGUAUCAGGCAUAUACAUAUAUCUCCAUUGUUUGGUCGUAUAUGUAAGCACAAGUUCUUUUUAUUUCCCUUAAUUGCAUUUGUUUCUUACCUUUUUAUUGUACCCAUAUAUAUGAUCAAAAUUUUAUUUCCUUGUCAAUA
Messenger RNA from Vigna radiata var. radiata (mung bean), 1621 nucleotides. RefSeq lists its product as uncharacterized. The record is from RefSeq and is a predicted model, not a curated record. The coding region runs from base 398 to 1423 and encodes 341 amino acids. NCBI's taxonomy places the organism in Eukaryota, Viridiplantae, Streptophyta, Magnoliopsida, Fabales, Fabaceae. The transcript has 6 exons. Gene Ontology annotation, biological process: regulation of asymmetric cell division.